AUGUUUACAGCAAACAAAGACGAUAACCGAUUGUUAAACAAACGCAUCAAGAUCGACAUUCCCGGUUACGAUCCGGCAAAUAAAAAUAUCAAAAUUGAGACAGCUAUUUUAUGGAAAGACAGCGAUAAACCUGAACAACCAACACAAAUUGAUAAAGAUCAUUGCGAUCAUUUACCCAAAGAGCCAUUAUUUGAAUCGUUUUGCGGGUUAAGCCAUAAAUCUAAUUCGACACCCGUAUACUCAAAUUUAUAA
Oppiella nova is the source of this 252-nucleotide messenger RNA. The record is from the annotation of a GenBank genome assembly. NCBI's taxonomy places the organism in Eukaryota, Metazoa, Arthropoda, Arachnida, Sarcoptiformes, Oppiidae.